Molecule: messenger RNA, 706 nt
Organism: Prosopis cineraria
Lineage: Eukaryota; Viridiplantae; Streptophyta; Magnoliopsida; Fabales; Fabaceae
Exons: 3
Coding region: 210-554 (114 amino acids)
Source: RefSeq, a predicted model, not a curated record
GUAAAAUUAUCUCCAACACGCCUCUCGGAGAUUCCUCCUCCUCGCACGUCUCUCCUCUCCCUGCCUUCCCUCUUGAUUCCAUUCUCUCUCCGCGCGCUCUCUCUCUCUCUCUCUCUCCCCCUCUCUCUCGCCCUCGGUUCCUGGAGAGUCACUCUCUUCCCACUCCGACAAAGCUGCCAGCGUUGAGCGAGAAAGAAAGGAGGACGAACAUGGAAGACCGAAGAUUGAAUGAAGAAGACAAAGGACGAAGGUGGAAGAAGACUGAGCGUGACUGUGAGUAUCAAGCGUCGCCGUUUUCGGAGCAGAGAAGACGGUCGCCGUUUUCGGAGCAGAGAAGACGGUCGCCGUUGCCGUUGAGAAGGGAGGAGGAGAACACGGACGAGAAGGAAGGCGAGAGGCAGAGGCGCACUCGCAGAGCCGAGAGGGUUUUGCUUUCAGGGGUUUGGUCUUUGGAGUUUGGACUCUGGACGCGUGCGAGACCGAGAGCAGGAAGAAAGAAAGAGCAGGUUUAUUCAAUUUGGUUAAUCGAGCUUGAUCGGAAUUAUCGCCUCUAAAUCCAUUAAAUCUGUUGCACACCUAUUAUUUCUAGUCCUCGCGGAAAAAGAACCUACAUAUCAUUUGUGAUCUCAGGCCACCUCCAUAUAUAUAUCAUUCAGAAGACAAAGCAUGUUGUGAAGAGGCAGAGGAAAGAGGGAGGAAGAAGAUG